This is a messenger RNA of Arvicola amphibius (Eurasian water vole), 1431 nucleotides long. RefSeq names its product chromosome 10 C12orf76 homolog (gene C10H12orf76). The transcript has 2 exons. The record is from RefSeq and is a predicted model, not a curated record. Lineage: Eukaryota; Metazoa; Chordata; Mammalia; Rodentia; Cricetidae. Bases 70 to 288 code for a protein of 72 amino acids.
GGCGCGUCUAGAGGCGGGGCUUGAGGCGGAAGCCGCGUCCGCACGCGCGGUGCGGAGCAGGUUCCAGAGAUGCUGCUUGCGGGGUGGUUGCGGCUGGGUGCUGCGCUCUGCAGCCUCCUGCUGGGGCAGGCCGAGGCCCCGGACCCCGGGGUGCCGCCGGAGCGGAGCCGGCCCUACGCGGUGCUGCGUGGGCAGAACCUGGUGCUGAUGGGAACCAUUUUUAGCUUCCUGCUGGUGACCAUCAUCCUGAUGGCAUUUUGUGUCUACAAGCCCAUUCGUCGUCGGUGACAGCCCCAGAAGAUCACGCGGCUUCAAGUUUCUGGGACAGCAUGAGUUGCGUUGCCUGUGAGCCACUGGAGAUGAUGGAAUCAGAACUUGUAGGAAGUGACCCCUGACCUGGACAGGGCUUAGAAAAGCAUCUAGCAGUGAUUGUGUCCUAACAUCAGUUAUUGGCUGCCGAGUCGGCAUCUCGGUGCUUUUGUUUGGCUGUGCUGGCUAAAAGUCAAGGCUGAAGCUCCAAGCCUCCUUUAAAGACAUGUCUUUUGCCAAGUGUCCAGAAGAGCUGCGCUGGAGAGGACUAAUCACUAAUUCUUGAAAUAAGGAAGAGGAAGACUAAACAUGUAGACAUCCCCUGCUCUCAAUCAUUCUGUCAUGGUGUGUUACAUGGGGCAGUAAGAUGGCUCAGCAGGUAGAGGGGCUUGCACCCAAACCUGAUAACCUGAGUUUGAUUCUUGGAACUCAUCUGGAAGGAGAGAACUGACUCCCAUGGGUUGUUCUUUGACCUCCACACACGAAUAAGUAAAUAUACAAACAAAGACUACGUUUCCUUUCUACUGAGGUGCCCUAGGAUACCCUGGUUGAAAAGCCAGUGUUCAUCGUGGAGAACUUAGGCCAUCAUUCCUUGCCUUCAUUGGUUCUGGACUUGAAUGGCCACAAUUGGGCCGGAAUUGUAUCCUAGGUCUGUAGUCACGUGCCCCCCCUGGCCUGUCAGACAUAUUGAUGUCCCUCUCACCCAUGGCCUAAAGCUUCUGUAACUUUCCAGAUGGGAGCAUGAGAGACUUAGCUCUCCCUCUUCUCCCAGGGUGUAGAGGGGUCAACUUGGUGUCCACUGUGCAGGCUGCUGUUUGCAGGACUCUCGGCUUUUCAAGUGCUGCUACUGAACUUGAGUUCUCCUACUGAUACUUCUCAUAGUUAUAGAGUGGUUAUUAGUAUUUAUUAUGCUAGAUUUAAUUUUGUCAAAUUGUUGUAAUCUUAGUCUCAUGCUCCCCACAGCACAGCACUGGUCUGUGUUAUCGUCUGACAAGGUGUGCUCGGUGUGAACUGAGGAGGAGCACUGCUUGGUGUGAACUAACUGAGGAGGAGCGCUGCAACUGUUGGGGUCUUUUCUGCAAACGUGUAACACCGAGCCAUUAAAUAACAAAGUUAAAGGAA